AAAUUGUUUCUUACUCCAUUUUUUUUACAGAGAAAAACUAGACUGGUAGGAUAGAUAGAGUGGGAGAAAUAGAGAGAGAGAGAGUGAGUGACUACAUAAGGAUCUGUCUCUGGGUUCAUGGUUCAUUCAUUCAUCCAUAUUCAAGCUUUGGGGUUUCAUUUCAAUUACAAUGGGAGAGGAGGAGAAGAAGCCAGAGGAAAAGAAAGUGGAGGAGAAGAAGGUAGAAGAGGAAGUGACAAAGCCAGAGGAGGUGGUGGUGAAGAAAGCGGAAGCGGAAGUAAAGAAACCUGCAGAGGAAGAGAAGAAGGAUGGGGGUGGUGAAGAGAAGAAAACAGAGGAAACUAAAGAAGAAACACCACCUCCGCCUCCACCACCACCUGAAGAGACUGUGUUGAGGGUGUUCAUGCAUUGUGAAGGGUGUGCUAAGAAAGUUAGAAAAUGUUUAAGAGGAUUUGAAGGUGUUGAAGAUGUGAAAACAGAUUGUAAAACACAUAUUGUUACUGUAAAAGGAAAGAAGGCAGCAGAGAAUCCAUUGAAGGUUUUAGAAAGAGUUCAAAGAAAGAGCCAUAGGAAAGUUGAACUUCUUUCUCCAAUUCCUAAACCUCCAUCUGAAGAUGAUAAGAAAGUUGAUGAGAAGAAAGAAGAACCUAAGCCUGUUGAAGAAAAAAAAGAAGAGGUAGUGAUUGUCGUUGUGAUUAAAGUUCACAUGCAUUGUGAAGCUUGUGCUCAAGAAAUCCGGAAACGUAUCCUCAGAAUGAAAGGAGUGAAAGAAGCAUUGCCGGAUCUGAAGAGCUCACAAGUAACAGUUAAAGGAGUAUUUGAUCCACCAAAGUUAAUCGAGUACAUUUACAAGAGAACAGGGAAACAUGCAGUAAUUGUAAAAACAGAGCCAGAGAAGAAAGAAGAGGAGAAAAAAGAAGGUGAAAAGAAAGAAGGUGAGGGAGAUGAGAAGAAAAAAGAAGAAGGUGGUGAGAAGAAAGAAGGUGGAGGAGGUGAAAAGAAAGAAGGUGGUGGUGAAGGAGAAGAGAAGAAGAAGGAAGGUGGAGAAGAAGCAAAGCCGGCUGAAGGAGCAGCAGCAGAAGAAAAAACAGAGAAAAUUGAAUUGAUAAGGAAUGAGUUCUAUUAUUACCCACCAAAAUACAAUAUGGAAUAUGUCUAUCCACCACAGAUUUUCAGUGAUGAAAACCCUAAUGCUUGUUCUGUAAUGUAGUAAAUCAUGCAUGAAGAAAUUUCAUUCAUGGUAGGUAUAAGAACAAUAUAGAAUUUUACGAGUUUUUUUUUUUNUUUUCUUUUCCCUUUUAUAUGUAGAAAAAUUAGUAUAUGUAUGAGGAAGAAAACUUCUUGAGCUUUUUUAUUUGUUUUUUAGUCUUUUGCAGGAAAAAUAAAUAAAAGUAAGUGUAAUCUUGUAAGCUUUUUCUAAUGGAGUUUUAAGAUAGUAGUGAGUGACUGAUAAAGAUAUAGUCCUCCUCCUUCUGUAAGUAGAAAAAAAAGAAGAGAGCUUUGAAGAACAUUUAAUGGAAAAA
Messenger RNA from Papaver somniferum (opium poppy), 1523 nucleotides. RefSeq names its product heavy metal-associated isoprenylated plant protein 7-like. The transcript is spliced from 6 exons. Bases 170 to 1210 code for a protein of 346 amino acids. The record is from RefSeq and is a predicted model, not a curated record. NCBI's taxonomy places the organism in Eukaryota, Viridiplantae, Streptophyta, Magnoliopsida, Ranunculales, Papaveraceae. Gene Ontology annotation, molecular function: metal ion binding.